AUGAAACCAGAAAAUCGCCAUGGGGGCAAAGUGCAAGUUAUGAUUGAACUGUCAGUUAACUCAAACUCGUGGGCUCCGCCGGUUGUGCGUGACAACUCCAGGUCCGGGCGGCUAGAGUGUACAGGCCCAAGGCCACCUGGCUCCCUCCUAGAAGCAGCGGUGGAGGUGGAGGUGGUGGUGGCAGCGGCUCUUGCUCGGACCCCCCUCCCGCUCCGCUCCGCUUCUGGGCGCCGUGCACGGAGAUGCGGCCUGCAGCCUGUCUCAGAGCCCCGCCGCCCGCAGGGACUCGCCCGGGGCUGGGGUGGCCUCGGGAUCCGGAGCGGCCCGUGGGCCUGUUCGCCCGCGCGGAUAGAGAACAUCCAGCAAGAGACCACUGUGCUGAGUCAGUGCGACAGUCCCUACGUAACCAAGUACUACGGAUCUUAUCUGAAGGACACCAAGCUGUGGAUUAUCUUGGAGUACCUCCGCGGAAGCUUGGCCCUGGACCUGUUAGAACCUGGCCCGUUAGAUGAGACUCAGAUUGCCACCAUCCUAAGGGAGAUCCUGAAAGUGCUCGAGUACCUGCACUCAGAGAAGAAGAUCCACAGAGACAUGAAAGCGGCCAACGUCCUGCUGUCUGAACACGGGGCUGUGAAACUGGCUGAUUUUGGAGUGGCGGGCCAGCUGACAGACACCCAGAUCAAAAGGAACACCUUUGUGGGCACCCCCUUCUGGAUGGCGCCUGAGGUGAUCAAGCAGUCAGCCUAUGACUCAAAGGCAGACAUCUGGUCCCUGGGCAUCACCACCAUCGAGCUGGCCACGGGGAAGUCCCCUCACUCAGAGCUGCACCCCAUGAAAAUCUUGUUCCUCAUCCCAAAGAACAACCCGCCCACGUUGGAGGGCAACUACAGCAAGCCACUCAAGGAGUUCGUGGAGGCCUGUCUCAACAAGGAGCCCAGCUUCAGACCCACUGCUAAGGAGCUGCUGAAGUACAAGUUUAUACUCCGCAAUGCCAAGAAGACGUCCUACCUGACUGAGCUUAUAGACAGGUACAAGAGGUGGAAGGCUGAGAAGAGCCAUGAGGACUUCAGACCUGAAGACUCGGAUGUGGAAACACGGCCAGGCCGCUGGAGUAGUGACUCGGGGCACUGGAUCUUCACCAUCCGAGAGAAGGACCCCAAGAAUCUGGAGAAUGGGGCUCUUCCACCAGGCGAUCUCGGAAGAAAUAAGUUGACAGACAUCCCAAAGAGGCUUUUCUCCCCGUGUUUAUCUACAAUAAUCUCUCCUCUGCUUGCUCAGUUGAAAGAAGUGCCAGGCGUGUGGCGGGAGCGUGGUUCCAUUGAGGAGCUAUGUGGAGUCAUUUACCUGGCAGAGGAGGCCUGCCCCGGGAUCUCCGACACCAGGGUGGCCCAGCUGGUGCAGCGGCUGCAGAGAUACUCUCUGAGUGGUGGAGGAACCUCAUCACACUGAAACGCUGUGUCAUUAUGGGUUUGGGGUUUUCUUUCUUCUUCUUCAUCCUCCUUUCUCAAAGUCAAGGAGAGCCUCUGCUGGCUGCUGAGCAGGUGCGCCGCUGAGGAGCCAUCCUCACAGACACCGGUGCCCUGGCCCUCACUGUGCCAUGGCCAGAUGAAGUCUCUUGGAUAGAUGGGGUGGGAGAGCCAGCUCCUGCAAGCGAUCGUUUUAUUAUUUCUGUUUUGCUUUUCACCAUAGUGCACAUAUUCAAGGAAAGUGUCUUUAAACACACACACACACACACACACACACACACACACACACACACCUGAAAGUGUAUAUUUGGGAUUAUGAUAAGGCAACUACAGACAUGAAACCUCAGGUAUCCUGCUUUAAGUUGACAGCUCCCCUGGGAGACGGAGAAUCGCUCUGGUGGGUCGGUGUACAGAUCUGUAUAUAGAGUCAUUUUUACAGAACACCUUUGGGCGUGCAUAAGGAGUUACUGUGCACACACUGAC
Ochotona princeps (American pika) is the source of this 1949-nucleotide messenger RNA. Its product is annotated as serine/threonine-protein kinase 24-like. The record is from RefSeq and is a predicted model, not a curated record. Gene Ontology annotation, molecular function: protein kinase activity; ATP binding. Lineage: Eukaryota; Metazoa; Chordata; Mammalia; Lagomorpha; Ochotonidae. Gene Ontology annotation, biological process: protein phosphorylation.